AGAGAAGUGCAACCACAAAGUCAGCAGCUCACCGCCAAGCUUGGUCCGAUGUUUGUGAGGGAUGGACGGCAUCAACUCCACCCGCCUCCCCGCCAACCAGUCCGACUUCGGCAGCGUCUUCACCCAUCAGGUGCUCCCCUCGCUCUAUUUCGUCAUCUUCCUGGUGGGCGUGCCCCUCAACAGCGUGGCCGCCUGGAUCUUCUUCCGAGUUCCCAACGACUCGGCUCUGGUGGUCUACCUGAAGAACAUGGCGGUGGCCGACCUGCUCAUGCUGGCCACCUUCCCCUUCAGGGUGGCGGUGGAGCUGGGGCUGGGCGGGCGGCACCUGCAGGUGGCGUCGUGCCGCUACACCUCGGUGCUCUUCUACUCGUCCAUGUAUGUGUGCAUCCUCUUCAUGGGCCUCAUCAGCCUGGAGCGCUACGUCAAGAUCGUGCGACGCGCCUGGCCAGCGCUCCUGCUACAGAGCGUGGGCGUGGCCAGGGUGGUGGCGCUGCUCAGCUGGAGCCUCCUCCUCUUCCUCUGCGUGCUCCCCAACGCCUUGCUGACCAGCCAGCCGGGCGACGAGGAGAGCUCUUGGAACUGCAUGCUACUGAAGAGCCCGCUGGGGGUGGAGUGGCACCAGGCGUCCACCCACUUCAGCGUGGUGCUCUUCUGGCUCACCCUGUUGGUUCUGGCCUUCUGUUACGCCUCCAUCGCCCGGCGCCUGCGCCAGUCGUACCGCAGGGUGCGCCGCGACAGCGCCGACGUGCGCCGCAAGUCCAACCGCAGCAUCUUCUGCCUCCUGGCCGUCUUCUUCGUGUGCUUCGUGCCUUACCACGUAUGCCGCGUGCCCUACACGCUCAGCCAGAUGCCGGACUCGGGCUUCAACCGGGCCUCGCGCUUCUGGCUCUUCCACCUCAAGGAGGGAACGCUCUUCCUGUCCGCCCUCAACGUCUGCCUCGACCCCGUCAUCUACUUCCUCAUGUGCAAAACGUUCCGAGAGUCGCUCCUCAGAAAGCUGUCGGCGAGACAGAGGCUGGUGUCCGUCACCACAUCCCCCAGCCUGGACACCGUGCCGGGGGGGACACGUGGCGCAGGAGCAGGUGUGCAUUAGAGGGAACGAGGACGCUCGAGUCAAAGCCAAGCAGGACGGUUUGCUGACCCAAAGAGGAAGUGGAGCGGCGCCACCAGACUGCUGACAGAGUCACGCUCGUCUUGUCAUGGAGAAGCCGCUUGGUUUCCCCGCGGCUCGCUUGCAUAAAAGCAGCAGGCACAAGACAUUGAAACAACGUUGAGAACUUGUUCAAUUAGGUUAUUUUAAAAAAUUUUUUUUAAAUGAAUUUAUUAAUCAAUCAACAAAACAAUACACAACAAUACCACAAUAAUGCAAUCCAAUUCCAAAACCAAACCCGUCCCAGCAACAUUAAGAACAACAACAAACAGAGCAAUUGAGGACACACAAACAUGACACGGAACAAUACAAAUGUAGUGAAAAAAAAAAGAACAUUAUCGGCAACAGCAUCAAUAUUAGUAAUAAUUUCAAAAUAGCAGUGAUUUAAAAAACCCUCAUUGAUAUUAUCAUUAAAAACAUUAAUAAAAAAUAAUACAAAAAUUAGAAAUGAACAAUAGUGUCACAGUGGCUUACACUUGCAUCACAUCUCACAAGCUUGACAACACUGUGUCCAAUAUUUUCAACAAAGAUAUAAUAAGUCAUAUUUUGGUUCAUUUAAUAGUUGAAACAAAUUUGAAUAAUGGAUCCCAUAUUCCAAUAUAUGACUCAUUAUUAUCUAAACUAAAUGCAGUUUGUUCUACUGAUAUCAUCGCCAUAGCUUGUGUGUACCAGUCAGUAUAAUACCCUUUUUGUUAUGAUGCAUAUUGAAAGAAAAACAUUUUUAGUCUUUGAUGACACGUUACUAAAUUGAUGGAGAUCCCCAAGAAUACAAGUUUGCAGUGUCAUUAGGAUGUUUAUAUUAAGGAAUGUGAUUGCUUCUUUUGUUGUUUUCAACCAUAACUCUUUUAUUCUCUGACAUUCCCACAAUAAAUGAACAAGAGUUCCCUCGGCUGCCCGACACUUCAUACAUAACUUGCUAUCUACUACACCAAUUUUAAACAGCUGAGAAGAUGUAAAAUACAAUCUAUUCAAUAUCUUAAAUUGAGUCAGCUUAUCUUUAAUGCUUCUAAAGGGCUUAUUGGCAUUUUUCCAAAUAUCAUUCCAUGAUAUGUCUCUUUCAUCUAAAAUGUUUAAGUCCAUCAUCCAUUUCCGAACACAUGCAUCAUUUGCAUUUCUAGUGUGGUGUUCAUUUAUUAUUCCAUAAAAUAGUUUCAUUAAUUUCUUAAUUGUAUCUUGAUUAAAAAGUGCAUCUUCCAGUUCAUGGCUAUUUAAAGACAUACUUUCAGAGGAUAUGCAUUUAUUUACAGCGUGUUUUAAAGAGAUAAAAUUUAAAAAAUGAUUUCUGGGUACAUUAUAUUGAUCAACUAAAUCAUUGAACGGUUUAAAAGAGUUUUUAUUAAUAAUAUGAUGAGGUUUAGUAAUACCUCUGUCUUUCCAUGUUGUCCAUUUAACCACAUUUUUAUUAAUUAUGAUAUUAGGGUUGUACCAAAGCGGUUGAUUUACAGAUGUCAUUGGGUUGAUUCCUAGUAUUUUCUGGCACAGUUUUAGAAUGUUAAAGGUGGCUUCUAUUGGGCUCUGCCUCAAUUCAUUAGGUAUUUUUUUUAGGUCAAUUAGGUUCUGACGUCGGGCAACUCAAACCUAGCCUUGAAACAAUUUUGACGACGUUUAAUCAAUGUCAGGUUCUGACGUUGAUUUGACCAUUUAAUUUUGGUAAUUUCCCAACCAAUACUCUACAACACAAAUAUAACGUUGAAACAACAUGCUUUUUGACGACGUUUGAUCAAUGUUGGGUUUUGACGUUGAUUUGACCAUUGAAAUUUGGUCAUUUUCCAACCAAUAUUUCACGACUCAAACGUAACGUUGAAACAACAUGCUUUUUGAAGACGUUUAAUCAAUGUCAUGUUGUGACGUUGAUUUGACCAUUGAAUUUUGGUCAUUUCCCAACCAAUAUUCUACACCACAAAUACAAUGUUGAAACAACAUGCUUUUUGAUGACAUUUAAUCAAUGUUGGGUUCUGACGUUGAUUUGACCAUUGAAAUUCGGGCAUUUCCCAAACAAUAUUUUACAACUCAAACCUAAUGUUGAAACAACAUGCUUUUUGACAAUGUUUAAUCAAUGUCAUGCUCUGACGUUGAUUUGACCAUUGAAAUGUUGGUAAUUUUCCAACCAAUACUCUACAACACAAAUACAACGUUGAAACAACAUGCUUUUUGACGACGUUUAAUUAAUGUUGGGUUCUGACGUUGAUUUGACCAUUGAAAUUUGGGCAUUUCCCAACCAGAAUUCUACAACACAAAUACAACGUUAAAACAAUGUACUUCUUGACAACGUUUAUUCAAUGCCAUGUUGUGAUGUUGAUUUGACCAUUGAAAUUUUGGUCAUUUCCCAACCAAUAUUCUACAACACAAAUACAACGUUGAGAACUUGUUCAAUUAGGUUCUGACGUUGGGCAACUCAAACCUAGCGUUGAAACAAUUUUGACGACGUUUAAUCAAUGUUGGGUUCUGACGUUGAUUUGACCAUGGAAAUUUGGGCAUUUCCCAAGCAGUAUUUUACAACUCAGACCUAACGUUGAAACAUCAUGCUUUUUGACAAUGUUUAAUCAAUGCCAUGUUGUGACGUUGAUUUGACCAUUGGAAUUUGGUCAUUUCCCAACCAAUAUUCUACAACACAAGUACAACGUUGAAACAACAUGCUUUUUGAGGACAUUUAAUCAAUGGUUUUGACGUUGAUUUGACCAUUGAAAUUUGGUUAUUUCACAAACAAUAUUUUACAACUCAAACCUAAUGUUGAAACAACAUGCUUUUUGACGACGUUUAAUCAAUGUCAUGCUCUGACGUUGAUUUGACCAUUGAAAUUUUGGUAAUUUUCCAACCAGAAUUUUACAACACAAAUACAACGUUAAAACAACGUACUUUUUGACAACUUUUAAUCAAUGCCAUGUUGUGAUGUUGAUUUGACCAUUGAAAUUUUGGUCAUUUCCCAACCAAUAUUCUACAACACAAAUACAACGUUGAAACAACAUGCUUUUUGUCGACGUUUAAUCAAUGUUGGGUUUUGACGUUGAUUUGACCAUUGAAAUUUGGACAUUUUCCAACCAAUAUUUCACGACUCGAACGUAACGUUGAAACUACAUGCUUUUUGAAGACGUUUAAUCAAUGUCAUGUUGUGACGUUGAUUUGACCAUUGAAUUUUGGUCAUUUCCCAACCAAUAUUCUACAACACAAAUACAACAUUGAAACAACAUACUUUUUGACGAUGUUUAGUCAAUGUUGGGUUCUGACUUUAAUUUGACCAUUGAAAUUUGGUUAUUUCCCAACCAAUAUUUUACAACUCAAACCUAACGUUGACACAACAUGCUUUUUGACGACGUUUAUUCAAUAUCAUGUUCUGACAUUGAUUUGACCAUUGAAAUGUUGUCAUUUUCCAACCAAUAUUCUACAACACAAAUACAACGUUGAAAGAACAUGCUUUUUGAUGACGUUUAAUCAAUGUCAGGUUGUGACGUUGAUUUGACCAUUGAAAUGUGGUUAUUUCCCAACCAACAACGUGGAUCCAACGUUAGACAUCAACGUUGUCUCAAUGUACAAAGACAACUAUUUUUCAACGUCGUUUCUAAGUCCGUUUCAAAGGACAUGUAUGUAUUAUCAACGUUGUAUCAAUGUCUUGUGCCUGCUGGGUUUAUUCUUACUGGUAAAAAGUAAAGUGUUACACUGGAGUGCUGUUACGUCAUUGUUAAUUUUAGGCCAUGUUGGCGCUGUGCCAACUAACAAAAGUAACCUGUGAUAACUUCAGGAAGUGAAAAUUAAAACUGUAUCUUCUCAGACGACUUUCUUCAGUCGAUGAGAGCAGUGGUUCUCAAUUUUUUUCACCAAGUUUCGCCUCAGAAAACGCUCCAAGUACCACUAUAACAACCAACGUUAAAAUACAGUAGCAUAGUAGACCGAAGCAGUCAUUAAAAACAAGGCAGAGGUUUUAUUUAACAAGUAUAUUUCAGAUGUUUUGCCACUGUAACGUUACACACAAUCAACAAGGAUGCUCCACAUAUUGUACAUAUUUACAGACUUCCUUGGCGUACCACUAGAUGGAGCCUGCCUAGAAUCACUGGUUUACAUCAGUGUAUCUUAAUCAUUGUUGGGCCACAAUAAAAUACUCAAUUGCAAUACACUUUUCCACCACUUGCGGCAGUAAUGACAAUAUCAAACAAACAGAAGUCUGGAGCUAAAGUCAUAGAGAAGUUUAAGCGCAAAAAUUAUGACUAAAGCAAUGAAACAUGUGCAUAUACACUACCGUUCAAAAGUUUGGGGUCACAUUGAAAUGUCCUUAUUUUUGAAGGAAAAGCACUGUACUUUUCAAUGAAGAUAACUUUAAACUAGUCUUAACUGUAAAGAAAUACACUCUAUACAUUGCUAAUGUGGUAAAUGACUAUUCUAGCUGCAAAUGUCUGGUUUUUGGUGCAAUAUCUACAUAGGUGUAUAGAGGCCCAUUUCCAGCAACUAUCACUCCAGUGUUCUAAUGGUACAAUGUGUUUGCUCAUUGUCUCAGAAGGCUAAUUGAUGAUUAGAAAACCCUUGUGCAAUCAUGUUCACACAUCUGAAAACAGUUUAGCUCGUUACAGAAGCUACAAAACUGACCUUCCUUUGAGCAGAUUGAGUUUCUGGAGCAUCACAUUUGUGGGGUCAAUUAAAUGCUUAAAAUGGCCAGAAAAAGAGAACUUUCAUCUGAAACUCGACAGUCUAUUCUUGUUCUUAAAAAUGAAGGCUAUUCCACAAAAUUGUUUGGGUGACCCCAAACUUUUGAAUGGUAGUGUACAUAUUACUGACAGUUUAUUUCAGAAAAAUAUAGAUUUUUACUAACUUUUAUUAAUUUAGUUAGAAUGUAUUUAUUUUAGCACAGCGUAAUUGUAUGUAAAUUUGUUUUUCAUCAGUUUUAAUGCGUACCUUUUGCAGUGUAUUUGAUUAGUAUUUAUUUUUGUAAUCAGCCUGACCAAAGCCUAGAUAAUAAUCUUUGUGAUUAACACAAGCUUUCAUAUCAUUUGGCAAGAUUGUAAACAGGAAGUAAGUUAGAUAUAAUUAUUGAAUAUGAUUAAAAUCAAGAGUAACAUGACUAAUUCAGUGUUAAUAUUUGAGAGGGGUCCCGCGCCCCUCUGUAGUGGAAAAAUUGGUCCCCGGGUGAUUCACUCGUGAAGAGUUGUUUACAUUGAUUUAUACCAAGGGUGUCCAAUGUAGGGCCUUAGGGCCAUUUGAGGCCCACAGCUCUUUUUUUUUUACCAGCCCGUGGCACAAAAAAAACAACAACAACAUAAUAAAGUGGAAUAAAAGAGCAAACCGGUGAAA
This is a messenger RNA of Entelurus aequoreus (snake pipefish), 6427 nucleotides long. Its product is annotated as P2Y purinoceptor 14-like. Gene Ontology annotation, molecular function: G protein-coupled purinergic nucleotide receptor activity. The coding region runs from base 62 to 1093 and encodes 343 amino acids. The transcript is spliced from 2 exons. Gene Ontology annotation, cellular component: membrane. NCBI's taxonomy places the organism in Eukaryota, Metazoa, Chordata, Actinopteri, Syngnathiformes, Syngnathidae. Gene Ontology annotation, biological process: G protein-coupled receptor signaling pathway. The record is from RefSeq and is a predicted model, not a curated record.